AUGUCCCAAUGGUCUAGAAGGCGAACUGGUGGCCUCCAAAGAAACCAUUCCCUCCCCCUGUUUUUUGAAUCAAUCUCCGAGGAAGAUCAAGCCCGCGAAAUCAAAACUUCGCUCGAAUGCGCCCGUAUAGCCCAAUCUGGACUCAAAACAAUCAAUCUGUGCUGCUUAUCAAUCAAAAACUUACCAAUUGUCGCCAUUUCUCAAACUGUCCGAGGAGAACAUCCAUUUUCAGCUUUAGACAAGCCGGACUACGAACAAAUGCUAAUGCAAGCAGAUCUGCCCGUUAUUAUCAAUUUAGAAGGAAAUCUGAUCGAAGCAAUUCCAGUUGAGUUGUAUUCUUUAUUACCCAUUAAAGGACUAUUUCUGCGCACUAAUAAGUUGACAAAGCUAUCGCAUAAAAUAGCGAAACUAACCAACUUAACUAUGUUAACUUUAGCGAAUAACCCGAUUAAGUAUCUGCCGAUUGAGUUAUUUGACUUGCCUUUAACCCAGUUUACGAUUAGUCCUAACCAUUUUAUGACCGCAGACGAGAUAGAACGGGCUAAUUCGGCCAGUGAAUUUAGUGGACUUAAGAGUCUAAAAGAGAUAUGUAUUAAUGAAAUGGGCGCUUUGAAGCCUUUGGAUAUCCUACCGAUUCGCACGGACUAUGAUCAGUGUCGGAGCUGUCGGGCAUAUACGGCCACGGGACAACCGAUUUAUAAAGUUCUUUCCUUCCGAGAUACGCUCAUUCCCUUUGAGCUUAUUGUCUGCUCUCUCCAGUGCAAACAAGCACUACUAGAUGGAGGCAGUUAA
Nematocida homosporus is the source of this 792-nucleotide messenger RNA. RefSeq lists its product as uncharacterized. The coding region runs from base 1 to 792 and encodes 263 amino acids. Lineage: Eukaryota; Fungi; Microsporidia. The record is from RefSeq and is a predicted model, not a curated record. The transcript has a single exon.